AUUAAUUAAAGUAAAAUUCCCCGCUAGAGCUCCAGAUGAAUGAAAAAGUCUGCGAACACCCGACGACCGAAGCCAUCGAGAAGCUGGUAGAAUGCCAAAUCCUCUCCUUAUAAGUCCUCGCCCACUUGUCAUCCUCCUCAUCUCAAUCCAUGGCUUCCGUUUACAGGUGCAUUAGCUGUGGAACUGACCUUAACCUAAGUCAAGCGCAUCUCUUUCCCCCGAAUGCUUACUUUGAGGCAGGCAACAAGGGGACGCUUUCCUUCUCGUGGGUGGACGAUUCCAAGCUCCGUUUCACCAAGGAGGAUAAGAUCAAGCCCUUCUUUGAGACCGUCAACUACUGGGGAAUCCAGCGCAAGCGCACUAAGAUGCAGUGCGAUGCCUGUGGCUUCCUUGUCGGCUACAUCUACGAUGACGGACCGCCGAUGAUGCAGGGCAUCGGCCAGCUCGGCAUGGGCCCGAGUCAGGUCAUCCCUAGGUGCCCCAGGUACAGGUUCAAGACCAAGGCCCUUGCUGUUUCUUCUUGAACUGCUUCUUCUCUGUUCUUCUUUUGCAUUGCCACUAGGGUUUCCCGAUACUGGGGUCCCUCUCUUUGGUGGAAAAUUUCUUGGAACUAAAUGAUUUAGGUUUGAGUUUUCUAUUCCUUUCAAUGAGGAAAUUUGAUAUGUAUUCUUGUAAUUAGUAAGUUACUUAUUGGAUUAUAGAAAUUAAUUUGACAUGA
This is a messenger RNA of Dendrobium catenatum, 718 nucleotides long. RefSeq lists its product as uncharacterized. The coding region runs from base 150 to 524 and encodes 124 amino acids. The transcript is spliced from 2 exons. The record is from RefSeq and is a predicted model, not a curated record. NCBI's taxonomy places the organism in Eukaryota, Viridiplantae, Streptophyta, Magnoliopsida, Asparagales, Orchidaceae.